ACUUCCUCGGCGCCUCCCCGGGGGAGGACGGGCGAACGAGGCGCGGACGGACAGGCGGACAGCAGGGCGGACAGCAGGGCGGACAGCAGGGCGGACAGCAGGGCGGGCAGGGGGCGGACGGCCACGGCGCGGGGGGCGCUCCCGGCUCCCGCUCCCGCGUCCCCGACCCAUGGCGGGCCCGGCCCCGCCCGCGGCCGACGAGCUCCCGGGCCCGGCCGCCAGGCGCCUCUACUCCAGGAUGGAGGCGUCCUGCCUGGAGCUGGCGCUGGAGGGCGAGCGUCUGUGCAAGGCGGGCGACUUCAAGGCAGGCGUGGCCUUCUUUGAGGCCGCUGUGCAGGUGGGCACCGAGGACCUGAAGACACUGAGUGCCAUCUACAGCCAGCUGGGCAACGCCUACUUCUACCUGAAGGAGCACGGCCGGGCACUGGAGUACCACAAGCAUGACCUCCUGCUGGCGCGGACCAUCGGUGACCGCAUGGGGGAGGCCAAGGCCAGUGGAAACCUGGGAAACACACUCAAGGUCCUGGGGCGCUUCGACGAGGCUGCCGUCUGCUGCCAGCGGCAUCUGAGCAUCGCCCAAGAGCAGGGAGACAAGGUUGGGGAGGCGAGGGCCCUUUACAACAUUGGGAACGUGUACCACGCCAAAGGCAAGCAACUGUCCUGGAACACCGCGCACGCCACGCAGGACCCCGGGCACCUGCCGCCCGAUGUCCGAGAGACCCUGUGCAAGGCCUCCGAGUUCUACGAGAGGAACCUGUCCCUGGUGAAGGAGCUGGGCGACCGUGCGGCGCAGGGCAGGGCCUAUGGCAACCUGGGCAACACCCACUAUUUGUUGGGGAACUUCACAGAGGCCACGACCUUCCACAAGGAGCGCCUGGCCAUUGCUAAGGAGUUUGGAGACAAGGCAGCCGAGAGGAGGGCCUACAGCAACCUGGGGAACGCCCACGUCUUCCUGGGGCGCUUUGACGUGGCCGCCGAGUACUACAAGAAGACGCUGCAACUGUCUCGGCAGCUCAGGGACCAGGCAGUGGAGGCGCAGGCCUGCUACAGUCUGGGCAACACCUACACACUGCUGCAGGACUACGAGCGCGCGGCCGAGUACCACCUGCGGCACCUGCUCAUUGCCCAGGAGUUGGCCGACAGAGUGGGCGAGGGCCGGGCGUGCUGGAGCCUGGGAAAUGCCUACGUGUCCAUGGGGCGCCCAGCGCAGGCCCUGACCUUCGCCAAGAAGCACCUGCAGAUCUCCCAGGAGAUCGGGGACCGCCACGGGGAGCUCACGGCCCGCAUGAACGUGGCGCAGCUGCAGCUGGUGCUCGGCCGCCUGACCAGCCCGGCAGCCUCAGAGAAGCCUGACCUGGCCGGCUAUGAGGCCCAGGGGGCCAGACCCAAGAGGACGCAGAGGCUGAGCGCGGAGACCUGGGACCUGCUGAGACUCCCCCUGGAGCGGGAGCAGAAUGGAGACAGCCACCAUUCAGGGGACUGGCGGGGGCCCAGCAGGGACUCGCUACCCCUCCUCGUGAGGAGCAGGAAGUACCAGGAAGGCCCGGACGCUGAGAGGAGGCCCCGGGAGGGCAGCCACUCCCCGCUGGACAGCGCCGACGUCCGGGUGCACGUGCCACGCACGGGCGGUGGUGGCCCUGGGCACCUUGUGUCCUGCCUGCGCUCUGUGUGGCCAAGCACCCAGCGUGGCUCCCUGCUGCUGUGGAGACAGCCUGUGAUCCGCAGCAUCCCGAGGGCCCCGUCUUCGGACGAGGAGUGCUUCUUUGACCUGCUGACCAAGUUCCAGAGUAGCCGCAUGGACGACCAGCGUUGUCCCCUGGACGAUGGCCAGGCCGGGGCUGCCGAGGCCACGGCCGCCCCCACCCUGGAGGACAGGAUCGCCCAGCCCUCGAUGACGGCCUCGCCCCAGACCGAGGAAUUCUUUGACCUCAUCGCCAGCUCCCAGAGCCGCCGGCUGGACGACCAGCGGGCCAGCGUGGGCAGCCUGCCGGGGCUGCGAAUCACCCACAGCAACGCAGGGCACCUCCGAGGCCACGGCGAGCCCCAGGAGCCGGGGGACGACUUCUUCAACAUGCUCAUCAAGUACCAGUCCUCCAGGAUCGAUGACCAGCGCUGCCCGCCGCCUGACGUACUGCCCCGGGGCCCUACCAUGCCGGACGAGGACUUCUUCAGCCUCAUUCAGAGGGUGCAGGCCAAGCGCAUGGACGAGCAGCGGGUGGACCUCGCCGGGGGCCCGGAGCAGGGGGCAGGCGGCCCGCCCGAACCCCAGCAGCAGUGCCAGCCUGGUGCGAGCUAAGGCCCUGUGCCCACCGCCAGGCCCACCCUGCCCCCACUCCUGGACGCCGGACUCACAGUCACAGCCAUGUCCUCCCGAGGCCAUUGCCGAGGACAGGCACUGGGCAUGCAGCCCCACGGCCUCCCCGACCCAAGGCGACAGGCUCAGGCCAAGCUGCCCGUGGUGGGAGGGCGUGCUUCCAUCCUGGGCUGGCCCCCAUGGCCCUCGGCUUCCUCCCUUCUGCCCCUGCCGCAGGCCGGACGGGGCCUUCGGCGUGUCGGCCCCGACCUGGUGCUGUCAGACUCCCGCAUCCUCUCCCCCAAGCCCUUCCCGUUCUGCCCUGCCCUGCCAAAUGUGAAACCCUGCUGUCUCCCCCACCCUCCCCAAAGGUGUCUCUGAGCCGCCUCUUGGGGCCACCAAGGACAGGGCCAUGUUCUGUCCCCCCAGAGCUGGUCUUGGGACGGCCAUGUGACAGGCAUGCUCCACCCCUCUGGCUUCGUCCUGGGGCAGGGCUCCCUCCAAGCCUGUCUCCCCACUCCCCGGCCAGAGGUCAGCAACCACAGAAGGCCCCCCCAGACCACGCAUGGCAGACCAGGCUGCAGUGGCAGCCCUGAGGUGCCCCCCGCCGAGUCCCAGGGCCCUGCAGGGGCCUCGACGGGAGCUGGGCCUAUCUCUAAAGCAGAAGGAAUGGCUGGGUGUGAACUUCGACAUUCCAAAACCCCAAGCCAGGAAAAAGGGCAGGGCCUGGUCCUAGGGAUGCUUGCUGGCAGCAAGAGCAGUGUCCAAUCAGGGUGGGAGGUAGCACCAGGCUCUGUGACCCUCACCCAAGUAGGGAGGGUGGUCAGUGGAAGCUGGGGAGGCUUCACUCAGCUCAACCCUGCAGACCCCCCCAUAUGAGAACCCCCCUCCUCCCACCAGCUGGGGGAGAUGACAUCACUGCUUUCUCCAUGGGGAGGGGGCUCACAGGGCACCAAGUUCAGGAUCCUGAGACUGGCAGGACCUGCUGGAGCCUGAGAUGGGCCCCAGGGGCCUGAGGUUGCCUCCUCCUGUCCAGACCCAGCCUUGGCACCUCCCAAGACCGCCAAGGGCCCUACCAUGGCCCCACAGCCCCCAGGGCUGGCAGUUCCAUCUAGGAGGGUGCCUCUAGGCCCCACUCUCAGGCUAGGAUGGAGAGGCAGAUCUGGGCCUGGCGAGGUGACCUGCUUCUGGAGGGGCAGGGCCGCACCCGAGAGCAGGGACAGGUGCCCAAACACAGGGUCUCCAGGACGUAGCGCCCCCCCGCAUACUUGAAUGUAUGUGCGUAUUUAUUGCUCACAUGUCUGUGCCAUGUUGUCAAUGGGUCCUUUCCAACCCAAGAGGUACAUUUGUUUUUCUGUUUUUCCUGAAAAAUAAAGUCGGCCAAGUGAG
Molecule: messenger RNA, 3682 nt
Organism: Pan troglodytes (chimpanzee)
Lineage: Eukaryota; Metazoa; Chordata; Mammalia; Primates; Hominidae
Gene: GPSM1
Product: G protein signaling modulator 1
Exons: 15
Coding region: 170-2296 (708 amino acids)
Biological process (GO): establishment of mitotic spindle orientation
Cellular component (GO): cell cortex
Molecular function (GO): G-protein alpha-subunit binding; GDP-dissociation inhibitor activity
Source: RefSeq, a predicted model, not a curated record